UCUUGUAGACUGGCUCAGAACAGUGACUAGUCCAGCAACACAACAACGUCCUAAACCCUCCUAACUACCUCAAGCAAAGGAAAACAGAAGCCAGCUCACUCAAGAACAACCUGGUUUCCAAUCCUGCCGCCCAGUCUCACCUUUACGUGGAGCUGUCGUUGGCUUUUGCUUUGGAAAAGCGAAGGUUUACCUCGUGUGAAAGUUAUUUCUUUGUGAAACAUGAGGCUGGUAGAGAGGACACUAUGCCUUGGAGCACUAAGGAUCACCAGCAAUCUUGCUUGCUCAAAAGAGUCUGUGUUCACACAGUCUGUCAGCGGACAGACCAUCGUUCUUCUCCUGUUUACAGACGUCUGUGUCACAGGUUACCUCUUCAUCUGCUGGUUUGCAGAUCUGCAACUUCCAAAUGGCCAGGAGGUGAUCUCACUGCGAUUCACCGCCUUUCUCAACGAGACUUACAACGCUGUCACCCUCCUGAUCCUGGCUCUGAUUGUCGCAGAGACUCACUUCAGCGCCAGACCCCAGCGAAUGCCAGCCUCAGCCAAGUGUCAGGUCCUCACCCACCCAGCUCCUGCCAACCACCUGCUGCCGCGAGUGAAUGGCGUCUACGUACUGCUCUGCUGGACCAUUGCUGCCUCUUACGGAGCCCGCUAUUAUCCGGACAACGUCCGCAUCGCCCACCAGUGUACAGGAGGCCACCCCCUCGGCCGCUUCCGAUGCCUGCGCAGCUUCCACCUGCCAGAUCCCUUCCUCGCACUCGUCCAGUUACUGGUUGUGACCAGUUACAUCUUUUGCCGAGGUCUGUGCACAGAUGGCUCCGAGGCAAGGCACCCAGUUCCCCUGACAACUGUGUCUUCGGGGCCGCCGUUAUCGGGAGACGCAUCGUGUCUUCUGCUAAAGGGCAGCCACCUACAAACAACGUGCUCACCUCAGAGUCCAGCAACACAGCCAGGCUACCUGCUCACUGGGCUAGUUGCCACACUAAUGCUCCUCCCGGGUCUACCAUACCUCGGACUGACUUCUCCUUUAAUCAGCUGCUUUGAACACCUCAGCCAGCACUUCUUCGCACAACUGUCUAAAUGCUCCCAAUAUGGUAUGGAGCCCAUGCAGCCUGGUCCAUACAGACUGAUUCGCCUGCUACUGCAUACCAGUCAAAGAAAAGGCCGCAAACUGUUGGAGAACACUGGCAGACGAGAAGAGGAAAUCUCCCUUCCUGUUUCAUCUGACAGCAAAUAAUUGGGAACAAAAAAAAAACCCCCACCCAGCUCUCUUCACAAUAUGAAGGCAAAAUCUGACACUGAGACACGAGAAAUUAGGGUGGGUGACCUUGGUCAAAGAGGUAGGUUUUAAGGAGCAUCCGAAAGGAAAAAAAGAGGCACAGAUGCUUUGGGAGAGAAUUAAAACAUAAGAAAUAGGAACAGGAGUAGAACAUUCGGCCCCUCGAGCCUGCUCCGUCAUUCAAUAAGAUUGUGGCUGAUCUGUUUGUGUUUCGAUUUCCACAUUCCCGUCUACCCCGCCUAACCUUUGAUUCCCUUGCCUCACAAGAAUCUCUCUACCUCCGCCUUAAAAUAUCCAAUGACCCCCCCAUCCCGUCUCCACCGCGUUCGGAGGCAGAGAGUUCCAAAGUCGCUCGAUCCUCGGAGAGAAAAAAUUUCUCCUCAUCUCUGUCCUAAAAGGGCGACCCCUAAUUUUAAACAGUGCCCCCCACUAGUUCUGGACUCA
Molecule: messenger RNA, 1719 nt
Organism: Carcharodon carcharias (great white shark)
Lineage: Eukaryota; Metazoa; Chordata; Chondrichthyes; Lamniformes; Lamnidae
Exons: 2
Coding region: 220-1233 (337 amino acids)
Source: RefSeq, a predicted model, not a curated record